AUGUAUUCACUCCGUCCAAUCCUUCUGUUCCUGUUCCUUUUGCUCGCCGCGAAGAGCCUUGCACACAAGGUUAUCCUCGUCUCCCUAGAUGGUUUCAGAUGGGACUACAUCGACGUAGCUAAGAAUGCCGGCAGGAAUGUGAGUGCUUUCGAAGAGAUCGCAGCUGCCGGUUUUCGGGCUGAAGUUAAGAAUGUCUUUCCAACCGUCACCUUCUCGACUCACUUCUCCAUCGCGACUGGGCGUUAUGUCGAAAAUCACGGUCUUUAUAAUAACCAAUUUUGGGAUCCUCAAAUAAAACGUCAAUUCAGCGUACGAGUACCUGCAGAUUCGAUUGAUCCUGUCUUCCUAAAUUUCAACAAGAAUGAACCGAUCUGGAUCACAAACCAACGCCAUGGCAAGCGGAGUUGCAUAUUCUACUGGCCGGGUAGUAACAAUGCUUACGCCGGCAAAUAUCCCUUUGCGACUUUCGGCCUGUACAGUGAUUAUCCAUCGUUUGAAUAUCGCGUUGAACGUGUGAUGGACUGGAUAACUCGCGACGAAUUCAACUUUUGUGUCUUCUACUUCAAUGAGCCCGACCACACUGGCCAUCGUUAUGGUCCAGACUCGAAAGAAAUUCUUGAUGCCAUUGAACACGUCAACAACGGGAUCAGCUAUCUAUUAAAGCGCAUCCAGGACAACCCGAAGCUCAACGGGAAAGUGAAUCUGAUCGUGACAGCGGACCAUGGAAUGGCACAAAUACCUCCCGAAAAUAGAAUCAACCUUUAUGAGGCCGUCACCAUUGACAAAUAUUUUGGAAAUUUGUCUCCCGGAUUGGUAGGACUUUGGCCUAACGAGCGUAAGACUUCAAAGUAAUGCAUAACAAGUUUGAAUAUUUUUAAGAAACAGAUGUCACAAAACACUGACCGUACGAUCUUGUCCAAGAUAUAUAUAUAUAUAUAUAUAUAUAUAUAUAUAUAUCAAGAAUUGUUAUUCAGAGCCUGUUCUGAUCCUACCAAUAAUGCCACUACUGUAGGAUUUAUAACAAAACCGUGCAGCAACUCGUACCAUUUUGUUUAACUGAAAGACUUUGCUCCGCAAAUUUCUCUGGGAUUAUUUCGAAAUACCUUAAUAUGGUUACGUAUCGUGUUUCUUUUCAUUUAAGCGCACAACGCAAAGCAAAUUUACAACGAAAUUGUCUCUAAACGAUUAAAGAACUGCUCAGUCUGGCUGAAAGAGGACUUGCCAGAACGUUUUCACCUUAAAGGCAGCUACAGAAUGCCACCAGUCUUCGUUUUGGGGGACGUUGGCUUUUUGAUCAACCGGGAAGAAAAACAAUAUGAUACCGAGAAGGGUAAGUUUUUUUGAGGUGCAGAGUCCCCAGUUCGUUGAGUCUUUCCCCUUGAAGGAAUAGAAGACGCCACCUAAGGUUCGCGAGUCGUUCUGUGCCUGAUAGGGGCUCUCAACAAAUGGGCAUGUGAAAAGUACAAUAUAAAUGAACAAAACACGUUCAGAUCGUCUGCAAGCCAACGCAUGUCAGAUAGGGAGUAUGCUUCUGGUCCGCUAUGUCAUCCGGCUGUUCCCCAGCACUCUCGACAUUCUUUCUUCAGAUCUGACAUGUAAAUUCAAAGUUCGGAACGUAAGUAAAUAGAUUACAGUCUGUUCCUUCUAAAUACAUUGCAGACAACAUGACAGUUCGACCAUCGCAUCCGACGAUGCUCACCGUGUGCUCCACAGCAUGGUGGGAGCAGGCGCAGUGACUUGUGCGCGAUUUAUUUUGCAGUGAAUGCAGACUUGCACAGCAUCUACCGCACUCUCCUCUCCUUCCCCCACCUGGGCUCGGUGUCAAGACAUGGUCAAGAAAACCGGAAGUGGUUGGGGCGCAGGUGGAUGGCUUGGACGGAUCCGCACCUUGGUGCUCCAUUUCACACCCCCUAGUCCACAGAGCAGAUGAUGAGGAUUUUAGUCAACAACAACAAAAGGGGCUGGCGCGGCCGAUGUCGCACAGAGGCGUGCCGUCAUACUUGGCUCAGAUCGCACGAUGUGGGAGCAAACAACAUAGGAUAAUUAAAUAUAGCAGGGCUCUUUCUAGAACCAGCGUUCCGAGCCUGCAUGGGGUCUUUUAAACUGAAGGAAUUUAAGGCGCCUGGUAAAGAGCAUGUGUAUUUCGGUGGCUGGUAAGAGAUCUAUGGAAGUAGGCGUAUGCAAUGCAUACUGCAAAGGAUAAACGUUUUUUCAAGCCAUCUAUAAACUAGUUCUUAACAGGUACCCAGUAAGUUUCUGUCCAUGUACGUCUCCUAAGAUUAUUGGUGGACCGUUAUCUCGUCUAACAGUUCAUUACCGUUUCCAGCUUGUAACAUCAGUGUUGGCAAGAUAGCAAGGUCAGUGUCUUUCAGUCCUCAGAUUGUUUUAUGCGAUUUUCAUAAUUUCUUUCUUUUCACUGAAACAACCUAACGGAUGCCCCGACGCAUUUUGGGGAUGUUGUAGUUUGCUCUUAAGAGCUGCCUUAUAUUCCGGGCGUUUGUAAGACCUAUGGCUUCUUCUAGGAAAACCAGCAUAGCAUUCUGGAUGCAGCUUGGACGCAGUUGUUCUACCCUUCUUUUUUACUUAUACGCAAUAGUACCCUGCAGGUCCACCUUUCGUGCAGGUAUGUUUUGUUGCUGAUAAAUUAAAAUCCGUUCGGGCAGCACUUCCAAGCAAGUAGUCUAGGAUAUGGUGUCCGAACAAAAACUGCAAACAGCAAGGCUUCUUCACAGCCCAGGUUAAAAUCGUCCCUAAUUACUUCUCCCAUAGGUCUCCACAAUACUGACACUACUUUAAGGGGAUAUGUAAAUCCACAGUUCGGAACGUUAAUAAAUAGAUUACAGUCUGUUCCUUCUAAAUACAUUGCAGACAACAUGACAGUUCGACCGCCGCAUCUGACGAUGUCCACCGUGUGCUCCACAGCAUGGUGGGAGCAGGCACGGUGACUUGUGCGCGAUUUAUUUUGCAGUGAAUGCAGACUUUUGCAGCAUCUACAGCACUCCCUCCGGCUCCCCCACCUGGGCUCGGUGUCAAGACAUGGUCAAGAAAACCGGAAGCAGGGAGGGGGGCGCAGGUGACUGGCAGGGCCGAACACGCACCUUGGUGUUCCACUUCACACAUCCUGGUCCACAGAGCAGAUGAUCUGGAUUUCAGUCAACAACAACAAAGGGGGCUGGCGCGGCCGAAUCUGGCUCGGAUCCCACAGAGUGGGCUCUUUCUAUAACCAGUGUUCCAAACCCGCAUGGGGUCUUUUAAACUUAAGGAAUCCAAGGCACCUGGUAAAGAGCUUGUGUAUUUAGGUGGCUGCUAAGGGAUCUAUGGAAAUAGGCGAAUACAAUACAUACUGUAAAGGAAUAACGUUUUUUCAAGCCAUCUAUAAACUAGUCCUUAAAAGGAACCCAGUAACGUUCUGUCCAUGUACGUCUCCUAAGAUUAUUGGUGGACCGUUAUCUCGUCUAACAGUCGUUUACCGUUUCCAGCUUGUGACACCACUGUUGGCAAGAUAGGAGGGUCAGUGUCCUCCAGUCCUCAGUUCGUGUUCUGCGAUUCUCAUCAUUUCUUACUUUUCACUGAAGCAAAAUAACGGAUGUCGCGAUGCAUUUUGGGGAUGUUGUAGUUUGCUCUUAAGAGUUGCCUAAUAUUCCGGGCGUUUGUAAGACCUAUGACUUCUUCUAGGAAAACCAGCAUAGCAUUCUGGAUGCAGCUUGGACGCAGUUGUUCUACCCUUCUUUGUUACUUAUACGCAAUAGAACCCUGCAGGUCCGCCUUACGGGCAGGUAUGUUUUGUUGCUGAUAAAUUAAAAUCCGUUCGAGCAGCACUUCCAAGCAAGUAGUCUAGGAUAUCGUAUCCGAACAAAAACUGCAAACAGCAAGGCUUGUUCGCAGCCCAGGUUAAAAUCAUCCCUACUUACUUCUCCCAUGGGUCUCCACAAUACUGACACUACUUUAAGGGGAUAUAUAGAUUCAAAGUCCGGAACAUUAGUGAAUAGAUUACAGUCUGUUCCUUCUUAGUACAUUGCAGACAACAUGACAGUUCGACCAUCGCAUCCGACGAUGCUCACAGUGUGCUCCACAGCAUGGUGGGAACAGGCACAGUGACUUGCGCGCGAUUUAUUUUGCAGUGAAUGCAGACUUUUGCAGCAUCUACCGCACUCCCUCCUCCUCCCCCACCUAGGCUCGGUGUCAAGACAUGGUCAAGAAAACCGGAAGUGAGGGGUGGGGGGCGCAGGUGGAUGGCUUGGACGGAUCCGCACCUUGGUGCUCCAAUUAACAUGCCCUAGUCCACAGGGCAGAUGAUCAGGAUUUUAGUCAACAACAACAAUGGAGGCUGACGUGGCCGAAUUUGCGGCCGUCACAUCUGGCUCGGAUCCCACAGAGUGGGCUCUUUCUAUAACCAGUGUUCCAAACCCGCAUGGGGUCUUUUAAACUUAAGGAAUCCAAGGCACCUGGUAAAGAGCUUGUGUAUUUAGGUGGCUGCUAAGGGAUCUAUGAAAAUAGGCGUAUACAAUACAUACUGUAAAGGAAUAACGUUUUUUCAAGCCAUCUAUAAACUAGUCCUUAACAGGUACCCAGUAAGGUUCUGUCCAUGUACGUCUCCUAAGAUUACUUUUGGUCCGUUAUCUCGUCUAACAGUCCUUUGCCGUUUCCAGCUUGUGAUACCACUGUUGUCAAGAUAGGAGGAUCAGUGUCCUCCAGUCCUCAGUUCGUGUUCUACGAUUUUCAUCAUUUCUUUUUACUGAAACAACCUAACGGAUAUCCCGACGCCUUUUGGGAAUGCAGUAGUUUUCUUACGAACUAACUGAUAUUCUGGGAGUUUGUAAGACCUAAGUCUUCUUCGAGGAAAACCAGUAUGGCAUUCUGGACGCAGCUUGAACACAGAUAUUUUACCCUUGAUUUUACUACUAACACGCAAUAUUACCCUGCGGGUUCACGUUGCAUGCGGUUCUGUUUUUGCUGAUAAAUUAAAAUCCGCACGAGCAGCAGCCUAGGAUAUCGCGUCCGAAUAGAAACUGCAAACAGCAAGGCUUGUUUACAGCCACAGUAGGAAUCGCCCCUAUUUACUUCUCCCAUAGGUCUCCACAAUACUGACUCUACUUUAAGGGGAUUUCAAAUUAUCCAGUUAGGAAACUCAAGCAUUAAAAAUGUUUACUAUUCUCACAGAAGUUUUAGCCUACUGCAAGCCCAAUAAAGCAUCAAAAAUGAGCUGCUAAAAGUGCCGUUUUUUCGUUUUUUUAAACAGCGCCAAGAGGCAAUCACGGCUACGACAACGAAGACAGAAGAAUGCAUCCCUUCAUGGUUGCGAGCGGUCCUGACAUCAAGGUUCUCGCGGGACUUCAACAGUUCGAACAGAUUGACAUUUAUCCCUUCAUCUGUGCCUUGCUGGGUCUUCAACGUCCCAACAGGAUCGACGGCCGCCUGGAGCGCGUGAUCCCGUUCAUGAAAACCGAACCAUCGCAUGACUUUAUUACAACGUUCAAGAAAUACGAGAUAGGACUCCUUGCCAUUGACUAA
Messenger RNA from Spirometra erinaceieuropaei, 5511 nucleotides. The record is from the annotation of a GenBank genome assembly. NCBI's taxonomy places the organism in Eukaryota, Metazoa, Platyhelminthes, Cestoda, Diphyllobothriidea, Diphyllobothriidae.